UUUAAUCCGUUGAAUGUUAUAAUGUUACUCUAUACAACUUUCAUUGCUCUUAACUUUGCACAAAGUCCGAUAACUCCAAAAGAAAUAGAAGUGAAGGGGAAGAUUGAAUAUUUGUUAAAAGAAAUAGAAAAUGAAGAGGAAUUUGAAAUAGAAGAAGAAGAAACUUUAGAUUUUUACAAUAGAUAUGAAGUUCCAGAAGCGGAAAAUAUCGAUUUAUUAGAGGAAAAUGAAAGAAAAAAAUAUCUCCCGGAAGAAGUUAUUUGUAGCUCCGUUGAAGCAGGAAUAUCAAAUGAUUACAAAAGGCAAGCUGUGGAAUACUGGAAGAGCAGUAAAACAGAACUAAGAUCGCUUGAAGGAGUUAAAAGAAGAUGCAGAAAAGUAACAUCGAUGCGACAAUUACGACGAUGGGAGGACCAAAUCAGUGCAGGUGGCAGCAGAGAUGAAAAAUUAAAAAGAAUUUCUGCAUAUAUAAUAAACCGUUUUAAUGAAGCGCUUGAAAAUAGAAUAAUUAUUCAUGAUAUUGACAUUGCUCGAUGGGCUUCUCGAGCACAAGAAGAGGAAAAUGUGGUAGAAUUCAAAGCUUCCGAAACAUUUAGAAGAUAAGUGUAAUACAUUUAUUGAAAAUGUAAAAUAUUAUAUUGAACGAUACGGCGUAGACAAUGUUUAUAAUUCGGAUCAGAGUGGAUUCCAACUUGAAUUUCACUCUGGUCGUACUUUAUCCCAAAAAGGUCUAAAAAAUAUAGAAGCUGUAAUACAAUCUACAUCAGCAACCACACACAGUUAUACUAUACAGCCGAUUAUUUCUGCAGAUGGUAGACUAUUAUCGCCUUUUUUUAUUAAUUUAAAGGAAGUAAUAGGAACAUUCGGUCCUAGAGUAAAAGAAACUAUGUUCAAAGCACCCAAUAUUUUUGUUACGGUUUCUAAAUCAGGCAAAUUAACAUCGAGUCAUAUAAAAACUUGGUUGAAAGAAGUAUUUUUUCCGAAUGUUGGUCUACAAUCCAUAUUAUUAUUAGAUUCUUGGACAUUGUCCCAACAUAAUUGAGGAGACGAGAACAGAUUUUGCAACAGAUAUUGUUUUCCUAACAAUUCCAGCCGGUGCAACAGGAAAAAUACAACCGUUAGAUGUAUACGGCUUCCGAUUAUAGAAAAAUUUUAUUAGGCAUUUUUCUGAUACUGUUAUGUUAUUAAAUCUUGCAAUUGAUCUUCAUGCUAGAAAUAAUAUAUUGAAAUUGCAAUCAUUAACGUACCAUCAAUUCUCGUCGCUUCAAAAUUUAUUUAAAUAUGCCUGGUUUAAAAGUGGAUAUAUACAGACUAGACCAACAGAGUUUCAAACACCGGUUGAAUUUUGCUUCCAAAGUGAUUUAAACAUAAAAUGCGAUAUUUGUGGCCAAACUGCUAUUCUACUCUAACUACUUGUUCUUGGUGUAAAAAAUCAUUGUGUAUGACACAUUUUUUCCAUAAUCAUCACCUUUGCAACGAAUAUGUACCAUAAAAAUAAUACAAAUUCAUUAUUCGCGGGCAAUAUGCAAAUUGUGUACUGUUUCUUUAUCACAUAUAUUGUUAAAUAUAU
Harpegnathos saltator (Jerdon's jumping ant) is the source of this 1570-nucleotide messenger RNA. RefSeq lists its product as uncharacterized. Lineage: Eukaryota; Metazoa; Arthropoda; Insecta; Hymenoptera; Formicidae. Bases 22 to 603 code for a protein of 193 amino acids. The transcript has 2 exons. The record is from RefSeq and is a predicted model, not a curated record.